AUGCAGUCCGACCUCCAAAUGUCUCCUAUCGCCUGGCUUGUCAUUGCGAUUUUCGCCAGCAUCGUUCUGAUCAUUGCCUUAGUCUACCUGUUUGCCAUGAAGGUGCGACGUGACAAGAGAAAACAUGCUCGGAAAGCCGAAGGGGAUGAGAUCUUUGGAGGCAUCAUUGCGAACCCGAUCACAAAAUAA
Messenger RNA from Capronia coronata CBS 617.96, 189 nucleotides. RefSeq lists its product as uncharacterized. The transcript has a single exon. Lineage: Eukaryota; Fungi; Ascomycota; Eurotiomycetes; Chaetothyriales; Herpotrichiellaceae. The record is from RefSeq and is a predicted model, not a curated record. The coding region runs from base 1 to 189 and encodes 62 amino acids.